AUGAGCUCUGUUUACGUUCCCACUGCUGUCCACACAGGGGAUAAGCUCAAGAGAGCUCUCAAACGAACGCUCGAUGACACUCCCCGACAAAACCACCAAACUACAAUAGAUGGUGGAAGGCGAAUGUUUGUGUUUGCCCGACUUGUGGCUUACGUACAUUCACUCGUCCCUGCCCCGCUAUACCCAGCCUUCCCUCCCAUGCCGCCCUCCUCUCUUCAAUUGCCUAUAUACCUGCUCCUCUCACUCCUCAUCCUGGCUAUCUCCUUCAUUCCAAUCUCUACUCUCCUCUCAAGAAGCUUCUCCCGCCUCAGCCAAAUUUCUUCGCAUCUGCGCCCCGCCCCCGCCUUCCCAUCUUGCACAGCUCCUCCCCUCGCCACAAACCGCACCUUCUCCACCAUGGCCUACGAGAAGGAGCUUCACACAGCCCUCCUCGCUGUCCAACGUGCCACACUUCUCACCAAAUCGGUCUUUAGUUCGCACUCCAAAGGCACGCUCUCUAAAUCUGACUCCUCACCCGUCACCAUCGGUGACUUCGGCGCCCAGGCCCUGAUAAUCGCCAGCAUAAAACACGUAUUCCCAGAUGAUGAAGUCGUAGGUGAGGAGGAUGCAGACGACCUACGGUCCAAUUCUUCAUUACGCGAUCUUGUCUGGGACUUGGUGCAAUCGACCAAGCUCGAGGACAGCGACGCGGAGACCGCAAUUGGGGGCCCGGUGGCGACGGUGGAGGGGAUGCUCGAUGCAAUCGAUGGCGGCAGGAGCCGUGGGGGCAGGGAAGGCAGGAUAUGGGCGCUAGAUCCCAUUGACGGGACGAAAGGGUUCUUGCGUGGUGGGCAAUACGCCGUUUGUUUGGCGCUCAUGGUCGAUGGCAUUCCGACUGUUGGUGUAAUUGGUUGUCCGAAUUUGCCUGUUGACGACACCGCGCCGCUCGACUCCUUCAUCGGCACAGACGCUGAUGACAAAGAAGGAAAAGGCGUGUUGUUCGGCGCAGUAAAGGGCGAGGGAUCAACUAGCCGUCCCCUCAGCAAUGGCGCGUUACAGCCCCCGACUCCUAUAAAGAUGAAGCCGCUUGAAGAUAUCAGCCAGGCCACCUUCUGUGAGUCAGUGGAAGCUGGUCACUCCUCCCAUGGCGACAACGCUGCUAUUGCCUCGAAACUCGGGAUCACGAAACCAAGCGUACGCAUGGAUUCGCAGGCUAAGUAUGGAUCCAUUGCACGCGGAGCUGGAGACCUGUAUCUCAGGUUGCCUGUUAGCAAGACGUAUGAGGAGAAGAUUUGGGAUCAUGCGGCUGGAGUUGUUAUUGUGCAGGAAGCAGGUGGCAAGGUGACGGAUGCUUGGGGUAAACCUCUCGAUUUUGGCAUUGGGAGAACGCUCAAGGAGAACAAGGGCGUCGUUGCUGCCCCCAAUGCUAUAUUUCCAAGGGUUAUUGACGUCGUGAAAGAGGUGUUGAGUGCUAAACAGUAGCCGAACUAGUGGAUGAAGUACUUAGCUGCAUCACUUGCUUUGCUAAUUAAGGGACAGGCGUAGAUAAAAAUUUUUAGCAAGACUCAGCAUCAUAGUAAAGCUAAUUCGCCAAAUUAGGCACGCCGAAAGGGC
Molecule: messenger RNA, 1593 nt
Organism: Lindgomyces ingoldianus
Lineage: Eukaryota; Fungi; Ascomycota; Dothideomycetes; Pleosporales; Lindgomycetaceae
Product: 3(2),5-bisphosphate nucleotidase HAL2
Exons: 3
Coding region: 1-1461 (486 amino acids)
Biological process (GO): sulfate assimilation; phosphatidylinositol phosphate biosynthetic process
Molecular function (GO): 3'(2'),5'-bisphosphate nucleotidase activity
Source: RefSeq, a predicted model, not a curated record